AUUCUCGUACCCAUACAUAUUAUCCAUUAGUUUCCCCCACCGUCUUCCACUAACUUUUACAUAGACUUCGUGCAACUUGAUUACGCCUCAUCGUCGUCGGUGUCAUUAGAGAAAUUGCUGAUCAGAUUAAGAAAGAAAAAGCUCAUAAACGUAACCACUCAAAGCUUAUCAAAGCAGAAAAAGCUAAACGAAAAUAAUUAUGGUUUCGAUAAAACUUCCCAAUACCCUUUUGUUUCUUUCGUCGUUUCUAUUAAUCUCGAUUGGGCUUAGCGUUGGAGCUAAUGUCCCUCAAUACAUCUACCACAACUGCACAAACGCCACCACUUACACCCCUAACGGCAUCUACCAAAUUAAUCUCAGGAGCCUUCUCUCCUCCCUUUCUUCCAAUGCCUCCAGUGAAUCCCAUAACACCACCGCUGGUGAAGGCUCCUCCUCCCCCGUCUACGGCAGCUUCUUCUGCCGUGGAGACGUCGACACCACCGCCUGCCGUGACUGCGUGAGUUUCGCCGUCAAAGACAUCGUCAAACGGUGCCCUGUUCAGAAGGAAACCAUGAUAUGGUACAACGAAUGCCAAUUGCGCUACUCCAACCGGUCGUUCUUCGGCACUGUAUACGAACUCCCAGUAGUCUAUGUUCCGAGCACGGCCAGCUUUAAUGAAACUGACCCGUACCCGUUCAACUUGCUUGCCGGGUCCAUCCAGGUGGCAGCGUUUAAGGCGGCAAAAGGCGGGCCAGGAGAUAAGAAGUUCGCGACGAACGAACUCGACGUCAAUGGAUUUAGCAGGAUGUACACCCUUGCGCAGUGUACACCGGAUCUGAACGCCGUCAAUUGCGGUAGAUGUCUCAGUGAUGCCAUCGCACGGCUUCCCGAAUGCUGCUCCGGAAAGCUUGGGGGAAGAGUUCUGUUUCCUAGUUGUAAUGUUAGGUACGAUGUCUAUCCCUUUUACAAUCAAAAUGCAACAGCCCCGCCACCGGCAGCCACCCAGCCGCCUUCUAAAGUAAUUGUAAUAUCCGUUGUGGUCCCAGUUGUUGUUGCUACCUUGUUACUUGUCGUUGGCUGCUCUGUCCUUCGCGUGAGAGCAAGAAAAAAGUAUAAUACUCUAGUGACCCAAGAUAUUGUGAAAGAUUUAACAAAGGACGUUGACUCCUUACAGUUCAGUUUUGAGAGUAUUGAAACUGCCACAAACAACUUUUCUGAUUAUAACAUGCUAGGUAAAGGUGGAUUCGGUGAUGUUUACAAGGGAGUGCUUUUAAAUGGACAAGAAAUAGCUGUGAAGAGACUAUCCAAGAACUCAAGACAAGGUGCAACAGAGUUUAAGAAUGAGGUUGUGCUGGUAGCUAAGCUCCAGCACAAAAAUCUUGUAAGGCUAUUGGGAUUUUGCUUGGAAGGAAAUGAGAAAAUACUUGUCUACGAAUACGUUCCUAACAAAAGCCUUGAUUAUUUUCUAUUUGACCCCAAGAAACAAUCCCAAUUAAAUUGGUCAAUAAGAUGCAACAUAAUCGAAGGCAUUGCUAGAGGAAUUCAAUAUUUGCACGAAGAUUCUCGGCUAAAAGUUAUACAUCGUGAUUUGAAAGCCAGCAACAUCUUACUAGAUAAAAAUAUGUCUCCUAAAGUAUCGGACUUUGGGAUGGCAAGGAUGUUUGGUGAAGAUCAAACACAAGGAAACACAAUGAGAAUUGUUGGUACUUAUGGUUAUAUGGCUCCUGAAUAUGCUAUGGAAGGUUUAUAUUCUGUAAAGUCUGAUGUUUUCAGCUUUGGAGUUUUGUUGCUUGAGAUUCUAAGUGGUAGCAAGAACUCUAGCUUUCGUAUUGGGGAUUGUGCAGCAGGUCUCGUAGCAUAUGUAUGGUUUAUGUGGCUUAGAUAUGAUUGGUGUUCGUUAUCAACAUUUCCUCUAAUAUUGUUUUUUUUCCCAUUUAUUUUAACCUUUCCUUAUAAGUAUAUACAGGCUUGGCAACUAUGGAAUGAAGAAAGAGUGUUGGACUUGAUGGAUCCGUGGUUGAAAGAUUCGUGUUAUCACAAUGAAUUCAUGAGAUACUUACACAUUGCUUUAUUGUGCGUUCAAGAAGAUGCAAACUUGAGGCCUACCAUGUCAUCUGUUGUUUCAACGCUCAAAAGUGAAGCUCCCACUCUUUCUCAUCCUGAACGACAUGCUUUCAUUUCGACUCGAAGUUAUAGUCACCAAGAAAUUAUAGGAACGACUAAUAGUUUAUCGGUCAAUAAUGGGAUGACUAUUACUGAUUUGGUGCCAAGAUGAUUAUUGAGAAUCAAGCCAAAAUACUCAAUGCAUGUAAAGAAAAAGAAUUCAUUUGUAUCUCAUCCAUUGAAAGAGGUCGAACGUUACACGUGUUUAAUAAUAUCAUGAAUCCAUUGGAUUGGACUCGACAGAAAUUUCAUGGAUUAGGGACUGAGGAUGGAAAAGCCUGUAUUUAUAUAUGUGCAUAUGGUUAUUAGAUUGGCAAUCUCUUCUUGAAUUAGUCAAACUGCAUGUCAAAAUGGCUUCAUGCUUUAAUAAACCAGAAACUGGACGUGAUCUGUUGAAAUUAUAA
Molecule: messenger RNA, 2546 nt
Organism: Humulus lupulus (European hop)
Lineage: Eukaryota; Viridiplantae; Streptophyta; Magnoliopsida; Rosales; Cannabaceae
Product: cysteine-rich receptor-like protein kinase 25
Exons: 6
Coding region: 200-2254 (684 amino acids)
Biological process (GO): protein phosphorylation
Molecular function (GO): ATP binding; protein kinase activity
Source: RefSeq, a predicted model, not a curated record